AACUACGACCCAUCGGUACAUCACUAAAAGCGCGCGGACGAGGAGCUCAGUUUGUAUCGCGAUACUGUCGAGGUUGGGCGUGUUGUUUUGUGUAUAUCCGCACCUCGGUCACUACGAAACUAUGGCUACAAAGGAUCCCGUAAUUUGCAAUAGCUGCAAUGGAGCCAUUCAAGGCAGAAUAGUCACGGCGCUCAACAAGAAAUGGCACCCGGAACACUUCACUUGCAACUCGUGCCGCAAGCCGAUAGAGGGCGCCAAGUUCCACCAGCACGACGGCGGCGUGCACUGCGUGCCGUGCUACACCAAGUUCCACAGCCCGAGGUGUCACGGCUGCGGGGACCCGAUCACCGACGUGAGUAACUAUCUAUGGAUCCCCGUUUAUAGCGGAGAGUGCUUUUACGCGUGCUACUACUGUGUUUCGUUCGGUGAGUGGGGGAGCCGGAGACCAUUCCUAUAUUCCCGUAGUCAAUUCUUUUCUUAUCCUUAACCCUUUAAAAAUGGG
Molecule: messenger RNA, 502 nt
Organism: Zerene cesonia (dogface butterfly)
Lineage: Eukaryota; Metazoa; Arthropoda; Insecta; Lepidoptera; Pieridae
Product: transforming growth factor beta-1-induced transcript 1 protein-like
Exons: 3
Coding region: 122-487 (121 amino acids)
Cellular component (GO): Z disc; nucleus
Molecular function (GO): transcription coregulator activity
Source: RefSeq, a predicted model, not a curated record